GGAUCGCACGACAGCCCUUGCUAGCAGCACACAAGCGUCAUAGUUUCGUCCUGCUGAUUCCUGCACUUGCUCUCGAGCCUCAACCUCCUUACUUCAACGCUCUCUUCUGCUUCCGCAACUCUUCGUGGUGCUGGAGCUUGUCAUCGGAAUCUGAACUUGUUCUUGCGCAUUUCCUUCAACUAGAAUCGACCAUGCAGCGUAUUCAACUUGCCGUGUAUCAGGCCAAUCUCUUUCGUGCCAUGAGAAGAAUGUCUUCCAUUGCACUGGAAGAAUCCGGGUCACGUGGAUUUGGCUUGGACAAAACUAGAGUUGCUCAACAGGGCAAGAACUUCCAGACGUAUCAUUCUUCUAGCUUUUCCCAGCCAUCCAUCAAGGAAGCUCGUGUGCAGUCGAAACAAGACCCUGCCACUCCUCUCAAACAGAUUAUACCUUUGAAGUCGGCGGAGGAGUACAAAUCGGUCCUUCGCAAGUUCAAUCAAAGUAGGCAGUAGAUGUGUAUCAUAGCAGCCCUGUACUUUCAUCUUGUAUUAUGAAUGAACGUUGUUCUUUUCUG
Guillardia theta CCMP2712 is the source of this 553-nucleotide messenger RNA. RefSeq lists its product as hypothetical. The record is from RefSeq and is a predicted model, not a curated record. Bases 192 to 491 code for a protein of 99 amino acids. NCBI's taxonomy places the organism in Eukaryota, Cryptophyceae, Pyrenomonadales, Geminigeraceae. The transcript has a single exon.